UGCCAACGGUUUUGAGCGUGGAGGACCGCGCUAAAUCGGGGGACCUUGGUCUUUUCCAACCCAGGCUCAGGUUAGGGCCGCAGUCCCUUUCUCCACCCUGGCAAGUUGGGGGCUGAGGACUGGAGUCGCGGAGAGUGGUCGGAAUCGGGUGGUCACGGUAAAGGAACUCAAGCUUAAGUGCGACAUGCUUUUUAGGGAUGUUUCAGAGUGAGACUGAAAGUUUACAAGGUUUCUUUUGGGGGCAAUUGUGAGUGAUUCUAGGGAUCCUCUCUUUGACUUUCUAGGAGGGAUUGUAGGAGAUACACAAGGGAACUGACCCUGGGUAGAACAGGUGAAGUGGGCGGGGACGGACAAAGGGCGAGACUGGAGCUCUUGUGGUAUAGACAUUGGACCUUACUGGUUUGGAGUCCCUUUCAAUUUGCACGUUCUGGGUGUGAGAAUUAAGAGCCCAGUUGACUAGAGAUAACUUGUGCCGAAACUGGUCUGCAGCUUCCAGCACUCUAGCUGCGAAGAGGAGCUGCAGUGGUGCUGUUUCCUCGCUGUAGGUCUUAUGUCCUUACCUCCCCUGUGCUGCACCCUCCUUUUCCACCAUUCCCAGGAGCUGGGAAAAGGAAUGCCUUUACCCUCUCUAUGGCCUCUAGAAACGGUGGAAACCUUUCAUCCGACCAGAAAGCCUUGAAACCCUUGUUCAGCCGGGAUCCACCAAGGAGUCUUCCUUCCUUCUCCCAAAUCUUCCUUCUCCAAGGAAGUUUUCCCAUUGGACUCUCUCAAAGCUGAAUCAGGAGCUCUCAGAUUUCUAUUGUCACCGGUUAUUUUUUAUGUAUACUUAUGGCAACCUCAGCUACCAGACCCAGUUCACCUCUCCGGCCAGAGGAUCUCCUGAGUGAUUCGUCAGAACCCACUGGGCUGAACCAAGUGUCCUCUGAGGUGACCUCCCAGCUCUAUGCUUCUUUGCAACUCAGCCGUCAAGCGGAGGCCACAGCCCGAGCCCAGCUGUAUUUAGCCUCUGCCUCCUCACCUCCUCAUGAGGCCUUAGAAGGUUUGGCCCAAGAGCUGAGUCACAGCUUGUCCCUGGGAUUGGAGAACAACUUGAAGAAAAAGGAUGGUUCUAAGCAUAUCUUUGAGAUGGAAAGUGUUCGAGGUCAGCUUCAGACCAUGCUCCAAACCUCACGUGAUGCAGUCUAUCGGGAUCCCCUCAUUUCAGGUGCUGCCUCAGAGAGACGGGAUGAAGACUCCUUUGACAGUGACAGCACAGCUACCUUACUCAACACCCGGCCCCUGCAGGACUUAUCUCCAUCCAGCUCAGCCCAGGCCCUGGAGGAGUUGUUUCCUCGAUAUACUAGCCUUCGGCCAGGGCCCCCACUCAAUCCCCCAGAUUUUCAGGGGCUGAAAGAUGCACUGGACUCAGAGCAUACCCGUCGCAAGCAUUGUGAGCGCCACAUUCAGAGCCUGCAGACCCGAGUGCUAGAGCUACAGCAACAGUUAGCCGUGGCUGUGGCUGCUGACCGCAAGAAAGAUAUCAUGAUUGAGCAACUGGACAAGACCCUGGCCCGUGUGGUGGAGGGCUGGAAUCGGCAUGAGGCAGAACGGACAGAAGUGCUUCGAGGACUUCAAGAGGAACGCCAAGCAGCAGAACUUACUAGAAGCAAACAGCAGGAGACAGUAACCCGCCUGGAACAAAGUCUUUCAGAGGCCUUGGAGGCCCUGAAUCGUGAGCAGGAAGGUGCCAGAUUGCAGCAACGGGAAAGAGAGGCACUGGAAGAAGAGAGGCAAGGACUGACCCUGAGCUUAGAGGUCGAACAGCAGCGGUGCCGCGCCCUGCAGGAAGAACUGGACGAGGCUCGGGCUGGGCAACUCAAUGAGCAUCUAAAGCUGGAUGCACUUCAGGUUGCCCUAGAAAAAGAGCGGCAGGCCUGGGCCCAGCAGGAACACCAGCUUAAGGAACGCUACCAGGCACUGCAGGGGGAAGGCCAGGCACAGCUGGAAAGGGAGAAGGGGAAUAGCCAGAGGGAGGCCCAGGCAGCCCGAGAGGCCCAGCAGCAAUUGACAUUGGUACAGUCUGAGGUGCGGCGGCUGGAAGGGGAGCUAGACACAGCACGGAGAGAGAGAGAUGCACUGCAGCUGGAAAUGAGCUUGGUGCAGGCCCGGUAUGAGAGCCAGCGGAUCCAGAUGGAGUCAGAUCUGGCUGUGCAGCUGGAGCAGCGGGUGACUGAGCGGCUGGCUCAGGCUCAGGAGAGCAACCUACGACAAGCAGCCUCCCUCAGGGAGCAUCACAGGAAGCAGCUGCAGGACCUUAAUGGACAGCACCAGCAGGAACUGGCUACUCAAUUGGCUCAGUUCAAGGUGGAAAUGGCAGAACGAGAAGAACGGCAGCAGCAGGUGGCUCAGGACUAUGAACUCAGACUUGCACGGGAGCAAGCACGAGUGCAGGACUUGCAGAGUGGGAACCAACAGCUGGAGGAGCAAAGGGUGGAGUUGGUGGAGCGGCUCCAUGCCAUGCUGCAGGCCCACUGGGAGGAGGCCAACCAACUGCUCAGCACUACCCUCCCACCUCCUAACCCUCCGGUUCCUUCUGCCAAACCCUGUAGUCCUGGCCUUCCAGAGUCAGAGAAGAGAGAGAGGAGGAUGUGGACCAUGCCUUCUGUAGCUGUGGCCCUGAAGCCAGUGUUGCAGCAGAGCAGGGAAGCGAGGGAUGAACUGUCUGGAGUGCCUCCUGUUCUCUGCACCCCCUCCCCAGAUCUUAGCCUCCUGCUGGGCCCCCCUUUCCAGAGCCAGCAUUCCUUCCAGCCCCUGGAGCCCAAACCAGAUCUCACUCCACCCACAGCUGGGACCUUCUCUGCCCUUGGGGCCUUCCAUCCCGAUCACACAGCAGAACGGCCAUUUCCUGAGGAAGAUCCUGGAUCUGAUGGGGAUGGCUUCCCAAAGCAAGGGCUACCACCUCCUCCUCAGCUGGAGGGCCUCAAGAAUUUUUUGCAGCAGCUGCUGGAGACAGUACCCCAGAGCAGUGAGAACCCCUCUGUUGACCCGUUGCUCCCAAAGUCUGGUCCUCCGACUGUCCCAUCUUGGGAGGAAGCUCCUCAAGUGCCACGCCUUCCACCCCCUGUCCAUAAAACUAAAGUCCCCUUAGCCACAGCAUCUAGUCUUUUCCGGGUCCAGGAGCUUCCCUCAUCCCAUUCACAAGGCAAUGGUCCCAGCACUGGUUCCCCAGAGAGAGGUAUGGAUGGUCUUAGCUCGUCAGGCCAGCUGAUGGAGGUGUCUCAGCUAUUACGACUGUACCAGGCUCGGGGCUGGGGGGCUCUGCCUGCUGAGGACCUGCUGCUCUAUCUGAAGAGGCUGGAAAACAGCGGGACUGAUGGCCGAGGGGAGAAUAUCCCCAGAAGAAACACAGACUCCCGCUUGGGUGAGAUCCCCCGGAAAGAGGUGAGGGCAAGUCCAGCAGGGACCAGGGGAGAGCAGAUAGCUCACUGCCCAGUUUCUUCAGCUCUUGAUACUCCCUGGCUGGCUCCAGCUCCCCCUUGCCUGGCCCCUCCAAUCCCAGUUCCCACUUGCUAGAGCAUAGAUUUUCUUUUCCCUUUGGUGAUUGCUUCUGGUCUUCUCUGUGCACCAUGCCUUUCCUCUGUGGGGUGGGGGGAUUGGGAGUGUAUCACACUGACUUUCCCUUCUCUUUUCCCCAACUCUCAGAUUCCUUCCCAGGCUGUCCCUCGCCGCCUUACAGUCCCUAAGACUGAAAAACCUGCACGGAAGAAAAGUGGUAGCAUGAGGAGUCGGGG
Marmota flaviventris (yellow-bellied marmot) is the source of this 3770-nucleotide messenger RNA. It is a transcript of the gene Cntrob, whose product is annotated as centrobin, centriole duplication and spindle assembly protein. Gene Ontology annotation, biological process: centrosome separation; centriole replication; mitotic cytokinetic process. NCBI's taxonomy places the organism in Eukaryota, Metazoa, Chordata, Mammalia, Rodentia, Sciuridae. Gene Ontology annotation, cellular component: centriole; centrosome. The record is from RefSeq and is a predicted model, not a curated record.